Molecule: messenger RNA, 892 nt
Organism: Hibiscus syriacus
Lineage: Eukaryota; Viridiplantae; Streptophyta; Magnoliopsida; Malvales; Malvaceae
Product: glutathione S-transferase U17-like
Exons: 2
Coding region: 66-767 (233 amino acids)
Biological process (GO): glutathione metabolic process
Cellular component (GO): cytoplasm
Molecular function (GO): glutathione transferase activity
Source: RefSeq, a predicted model, not a curated record
CUGUGUUUGCCUUCAGUUUAUAUAUAAGCGCACUUGGAGGGUGAAGAAAAGUAAAGAAAUAAGGCAUGGCAAAGAGUGAUGGGGAAGUGAAAGUUUUGGGAACAUGGUCGAGUCCAUUUGUGAUGAGGGCAAGGAUUGCCCUUAACAUCAAGUCUGUCAAUUACGAAUUUCUUCAGGAGAGGUUAUGGGAAGGUAAAAGCGACCUUCUUCUCCAAUCAAACCCUGUUCACAAAAAGGUCCCUGUCCUUAUUCAUGGCCAUAACACUAUCUGUGAGUCUCUCAUUAUUGUCCAAUAUAUCGAUGAGGUUUGGUCUUCUGCUCCCUCCAUUCUUCCUUUCGAGCCCCAUGAACGUGCCGAGGCUCGCUUCUGGGCUGCCCAUCUUGAUGAAAAGUGGUUCCCUUCAAUGAGAGCAAUUGGCAUGGCUGAAGGGGAGGAUGCGAGGAGAGCAGCAAUAGGGCAAGUGGAGGAAGGGCUGGUGCUGCUGGAGGAGGCAUUUGGUGAGUGCAGCAAAGGGAGGCCGUUCUUCGGAGGCGAUCGAAUCGGAUAUCUCGACAUCGCAUUCGGGUGCUUUCUAGGCUGGCUAAGAGUGACAGAGAAGAUGACCGGGAUCAGGCUGCUUAAUGAAACCAACACUCCUCAUCUGCUUAAGUGGGCGCACAGGUUCUGCUCUGAUGAUGCCGUUAAGGAUGUCAUGCCUGAGACUGAAAAGCUUGCGGAGUUUGCCAAGAUGAUUAUGGGCAGAAUGAGAGGAGCUGGCAAAUCUUGAGUUGGUUUAAGUUUGAAUAAGAAAUUGACAAGAAGGCAUUUGGUGGAUCUUUUACCAUAUUUUAUAUGUAAUUUGUACUUGUCGUUUUUCUAAAUAAUGUGACCAUUGGAUCCAUCUCUUUAAAA